CCGGUACCUCUGCAUCGUCGUAACUCAAGGGAGGAUAGGCUACUGUCCUUGUGUAUUCUUGCCUUUGAACCUCUCAACACUCCGACUGGAAAAGAUCAGUGCUUGGCCAGCAUUGAGGAAGCUUUGUUCCGGCCUAUCUGGAUGUUCCUUUUGGCUCUGUUUAGAAAAGUGAAUGUACAGAGGGAAAUAGCUCUUGAAAAGAGCAUGAAAUUGUACAAGAAUGCCAUCCCAGCAGAUAUUGGUGUUCCAGCUAAGCUUUUCCCCGAGGAAUCUGCUUCAGAUGAUUCCUACCCUUAUGAAGUGGCGGUACAGGAGUUAAGGUUAAUAACCAAAGAAUACUGUCCACAAAAGAAGCUGGAAUGUAUUGUAAGAACACUGCGUCUUAUCUGCGAGUGUGCUGAACAUUACUGCAAUUCUAAGGAGGCUGGUACCUUGCAAGUUGCUUCUGUGAU
Molecule: messenger RNA, 452 nt
Organism: Rhincodon typus (whale shark)
Lineage: Eukaryota; Metazoa; Chordata; Chondrichthyes; Orectolobiformes; Rhincodontidae
Product: VPS9 domain-containing protein 1-like
Exons: 4
Source: RefSeq, a predicted model, not a curated record